AGCAAAGCCGGAAAUUACAAUUAAAAUUAACCUAAGUACAACUAAAAUAAAUUUACAUUUCACUUAUAUGAGAAACAUUUUGCUAUUCAUACAAUUUUUGAUGAAUAAACGUGGUUUUGGAUAAACGUGGAUAAGAAUAAUAUUCAUAUUAUGUGCCUUUGGAAAGCACAGCGUCGCUUUUAUGAAGAUGCUAUGUAUUAACUCGCCCUUUGUCAGUUCGGGUUAAAGAAUCAUUUAUUUCUCAAAAAGAAAUUUACAUUUCACUUAUAUGAGAAACAUUUUGCUAUUUAUACAAUUUUUGAUGAAUAAAUUCACAUCGUAGAUAAGUAGUUUUAAAUUUUACAAACGUUUGCUCCAACAAACUAUGCAUUAUUAAUAUUUCCUCGCUUCAUUGUUCGAUGUAAUUAAGUUUACAUUAUUGUAGUUUAUUUAAUCUACUGGCAACAUAUUGCACGCUUAUUUUUAGAGAUUUAAAAAAUAAGUAUUACUAUUGACUCAAAAAACCACCCCUCCACCCCCAACCUUGGUGGGGUCGCUAGAAGCAAUCCUCAUUAUUUUUUCGUGCACGACAACAGACGCACGCAUCCGCUUACCGUUACAAAAAAAAGAAAAACCAUAGACAUUACAACCUCAAUUUUCAUUCUUGGUCGGCGUGGUUAGAUCGCAAAGCAAAAAUAUGGCGGCGAUCAUGCGGCGAUCAUGACCAAACGCAAGCGGCAAGAAAAGAUAGAACAUUAUCAAAGAAAAUUGAGAAAGUAUGCUGGUUUAAGGUUUUCAUCGUCUUCAUCAGAUGAGAACUCGGAAGACGAGGAGUUCCUCGACCAAGAAGUCCUGGUUAUCCCGGACGACGAUGGCCAAGGCGCGGACGCGCCUAGCAACGAUGAGGCUCCAGAGGCUGCUCCGGGAGACGGUUCCCCUGCGCCCGUCGCGCUCGACGUAGCACCGGUCCCCGAGACUGCAGAAGUACCGGAUCUGGACCCAGAACUCGUCACUGCACUUGGUGAAGCAACAGAUGACAAACCUAAAUUCGGAGACAAAAUCCACGAAAAAUUGGCAUCUCUUUGGCCCCCGCUACUGCGGAAAGGCUUGCCCUCAGAGGCAAAAGAAAAAUUAAAGAAUGAAUACCUCAUUCCAGAGAACUGCACCCUAUUACAGGCACCAAAGCUAAACCCGGAAAUCUCCGCAGCUAUUACGGAGAUGGUUCGCAAUAGGGAUAAGAAGUUGGAGGCCAGCCAACAACAGCUUGGCCUAGGAAUUACAGCUGUGAAUCGAAGCCUAUCGAUCCUACUCGCAUCCGAUGACAAAGUCACAGCAAUAAAGUUGUUAAGUGACAGUUGCCGGAUCCUGUCUGAUCUGCAUUUUGGAGAGACCCAAACCCGCAUAAAAUUGAUAACCCCAGGGCUAGCCAGACCUUUCCUGAAUGUCAUCCAAGAUGAAGAAAGGGACGAGUUACUUUUCGGAAGCAAGCUUGCAGAGAAAAUCAAAGCCUCAAAGGCUAUUGAAAAACAGGGGUUGCAAAUCAAGAAACCUGUACCUGCCGUUAAGAAUACACCAGCCUCCUCAAGCUCGACUCCUGUCCCACGAAAUCAGUACCAGUUCCAGGGAAACUGGGCAGGACCUACACGGUACCAGUCCAAUAGGGGCGGGCGGGGAGCUCACAGGAAAGCUACAGCGGCUCGCAAACCAGCUCCGAACCCACAAGCCAAGCCGGCGGGCCAGGCCAAGACUCGUGCUGCCACUCAACAAUGAGCCAGCUGGCAGAAACAUGCUAAGGGUGGGAGUGCUCCGUGGAGAUCCUCGGUCUGCAGUCUGCAGGUCUCCUGAUGAGAACAGGAUUAAGUAUUUGAAAUUUUUUCUAACAUUUAAUUCAAAAUUAUUUUUGAGUUUGCUCUAGAGCUGAUAUAAUAACAGAUAUUUUUAAGCAGAAAUGAAUAGCACAUAAUUAUUGAACAAAAGAAAUCAUUAAAAAAUACAUACGUUAACAUCCACAGCGCAGGCUUCGUCAUAUAACAGAGUGUUCGUCCACCUAAGGUUUCGUCAAAAUAAAACAUUACCAUAACAUACACUAUCCGCAACAUGCAUCGUCAAAACACAAGCACACACAAAAAAAAUGGCAAACACAGUACUCUUAAAUAAAAACCUUACAUCCCAACCCGGUCAGUACCCGGAACAAAUGUCCCCAAAAUACCAGCCGCGUUGCCGCGCUGUAUAGCCAACGAUAUACGUUGUACCAGGUACGAACCCGAUCUAGGAUCGCAACCCCUAUCCCGCAAGCGUCUACCCAGGGCCUUCACAAAAUCCUUG
Molecule: messenger RNA, 2304 nt
Organism: Leguminivora glycinivorella
Lineage: Eukaryota; Metazoa; Arthropoda; Insecta; Lepidoptera; Tortricidae
Exons: 3
Coding region: 700-1749 (349 amino acids)
Source: RefSeq, a predicted model, not a curated record